CCAGAUCAUUUUGAUCUUGACUAUUUCCAUAACAAGUAUAAUGAUCGUUAUGGUACAAUGAUUAGAGAAGUGCAACCUACACAACUUAAAGUGAUGCCAUUCGCAUUUAAUCCAUCCGAAUACAAUAUUGCCAAAUCUCUUCAUUACUUUAAAAUUCUUACUCAACCUACUAUUGUCUGUUGUUACUGUCAAAAAUUCCAUACUCUCUUCACUUCUAGCAAUCUUAACAUCCCAUCUAGACAAGCUACUUCUCACCCUUCUUCUCAAAAAUCAAUGUAUAUGGAUAUUGAUAUUAUAUCUAAACAAGUCAAACAACUUAAAGAAAUUAUUCUUCAAUCACCUAUUACAAAAACAACUACUGUUCUCCCAUUACCAUUUCCUUUAAACUAUUCUACAACUCAACAAGGAACCUCAUCUA
Cetraspora pellucida is the source of this 418-nucleotide messenger RNA. The record is from the annotation of a GenBank genome assembly. Lineage: Eukaryota; Fungi; Glomeromycota; Glomeromycetes; Diversisporales; Gigasporaceae.